UUCCGGUUGUCAAAUCGUAAACAUCUCAGUUGUGUAGCUCCCGCUUAUUUCAUGUUUUAAAAAUACUUACGUACACUUUUAUAACGCAACAUUCCAAAUUACAUAAAGUGAAGUGCUGCGAGUGCAGUGGAAACAUUGAUUUCGCGUUCACUCUGGAUAUUGGAAGAUAUUUUGCAAACAAAACUUUGAAAGCAGCAAUGCAGUUACCGUUAACUUCGUGUUUAAAAUAAACUUCAUAUUCACUUUUGACAUUACAACCACUACAAAGUACAACGAGAAGAGCCGUGGGAACAUUGAUUCACGUACGUACUUGGUAAUAAAUUACAAUGUUUACAAAAACAAAACAAAAAGGUUAGAAUAUUUGCAUGAAUCAUAAUAUUGACCAAGAAGAUUGGUGACAGUGACAACUAUUGAUUCUGACAGUAUCUCGGUGUUGCCAACCCAAGGAACCAUAGACUACCAAUCAAGUUUCACCACACCUCUACGAUCUCCAAAAAUGGAGGAUCAAUUUCAACUUUUAUUUAAUAAAAUGAAAAAUGAAAUGCAAAAACAAACUUUAGAACUAAAAGAAUCGAUAACUAACACAAUAAUGGAGAAAAUGGAGGAAAAAUUACAACCAAUCAUAGAAGAAAAUAAAAACUUGAAAAUUAAAUUGGUAAACCUUGAGAAAGAGGUGGAAAGCUUGAAAAGAGGAAAGAAACAAAACAAUUUAAUUAUCUUUGGAGUCAAAGAAGGCGAAAAAUCUUCACAGGAACUGAUACAAAAGGUGAAACAAAUAUUCGAAACCGACUUGAACUUGAAUUUGGAAGAUUAUGAAGUAAAUAAAAUGUAUCGAAUCGGAAAGGACAAUUCGGGUGGUAAACCAAGGCCCAUUCUAUUUUCCUUCGUAAGUGAAUGGAAAAAGAAUGAGGUUAUGAAAAGGAAGAAAAACUUUAAAGAUGUACAUGUUGCAGAAGAUUACACCAAAGAAGUUUUAGAAAAAAGGAAAAUGCUGCAACCGCAACUGAUAGAGGAGAGGAAGAAAGGGAAUUUUGCAUAUUUAAAAUUCGACAAAUUAGUAAUAAAAGGAAAGAUAAAUAACACAAGUAACGACAAAAGAAAAAGAGAAAAUUCAACAUCGCCACAAAAUAAUAUUCAACCAAGGAAACAACAAACUAUAAAGACAUCAAAUACAAACAGAUUAAAUGCAUUCGAUUUAUUGAGGGCCCGAUCCAAUUCUCUUCCUUCCAAUACAACAGAUAAUAAGCAAUAACAAUUAACUAUCGGUAAACGGAAAACACAACACUCUUGUAGCAAAAAACAUAAAGAAACAACAAAACAUAAAACUCCCCCAAGCCGACUGGUCCUCGUGGGGGAAAAUGACCAAGACCCUCUAAAGGUAAAUAAACCCCAUUCCCACAAGGAAAAUAAAACAACAGAUUAUUAUAUAGCAACUAUAAACUGUCGAUCUCUUAGAACUCCCGAAAAACUUCAAGAACUAGAACUGGCAAUAGAAGAAUUAAAAUGGGAUAUAAUUGGAAUUAGUGAAAUGAGAAAACUCGGAGAAGGAAUCGAAGACCAUGGAAAAUAUAUAUUGCACUAUAAAGGAGAGACGCCCGGACUAUAUGGAGUCGGAUUCAUGGUUAAAAGAAAUCUUUUAAACAACAUAGAAGAACUUAGAGGAAUAUCAGAACGUAUUGCAAUUCUUAAUAUAAAACUUCCUAUUAACGGAGAAAAAGAAGAAAAAUGGACUAUUAUUCAGGCGUAUUCGCCCACAGAAUCGGAUAAAAACGAAGACAUAACAAAAAUUGAAAAAUUCUAUAACGAUCUCCAAAGUACUAUAGAAAACGCAUAUAAAAACAUAAUUGUAAUGGGAGAUUUUAAUGGCCAAAUUGGAAAACAAAAAAACGGAGAAGAAUUCACUUUAGGACGCUAUGGAAUUGGUAACAGAAGCAAGAAUGGCACAAGACUAGUAAACUUUGCACUGGAAACCAGAUUAAGCAUUCUAAACAGCUUUUAUAAAAAGAAACCUUCAAAAAAAUGGACAUGGAUCUCACCUAAUGGACUUUACAAGAACGAAAUAGACUUUAUAAUGUCUAACAAUACAAAAGUUUUUAAGGACGUAUCAGUCAUAAAUAAUUUAAAUUUUAAUACAGACCACAGGAUGGUUCGGGCUACACUGGCAGGAACACGUUCCAAAGAAAAGAGACCAUUUCAUAAUAAAUACUCAACCAUUCAAUAUACAGGCAACACAGAAUUAUUGCUCAAUAAUCUAAAAACAUCACUAGAUAACGAGUUUAAGAACCAAGAAUCAUUACAAGAAAAAUACAACAAAUUGUUAAACCAAAUAAAAAUUGUAACUAGGAAAACAAACACGAAUGACAAAAAAGGAAUCUCACUUAAAAUCAAAGAAUUACUUGGAGAAAGGAAAAACCUUAUACGACAAGAAAAAAGUAAAUAUAACCGUCAAAAGAUAACAGAAAUAAGUAAAAAUAUUAGCGAACAACUUAGAAAAGAAAGGAAAACAAAACGACUAAAUACUAUGAAAAACUAUAUAGAAAAAACAGGAGGAAUAAAAAAGGCGAUAAAAGUAUUAAACCAAAAGAAAGAUUGGAUACCAAGUUUAAAAAAGAAUGAUGGUAAAAUCUCUGGGAAAAGAACUGAAAUACUAAAAACCGCUACUGAUUUCUACCGAAAUCUAUACCAAAGUCAAUGUGACUCACAAGUCGUAAAAACACAUCCUCCAACAGAGGAAGA
Molecule: messenger RNA, 2736 nt
Organism: Bicyclus anynana (squinting bush brown)
Lineage: Eukaryota; Metazoa; Arthropoda; Insecta; Lepidoptera; Nymphalidae
Exons: 1
Coding region: 497-1252 (251 amino acids)
Source: RefSeq, a predicted model, not a curated record